This is a messenger RNA of Tarenaya hassleriana, 3292 nucleotides long. Its product is annotated as cellulose synthase A catalytic subunit 8 [UDP-forming]. Gene Ontology annotation, biological process: plant-type primary cell wall biogenesis; cellulose biosynthetic process. Gene Ontology annotation, molecular function: cellulose synthase (UDP-forming) activity. Gene Ontology annotation, cellular component: plasma membrane; trans-Golgi network. The record is from RefSeq and is a predicted model, not a curated record. Bases 185 to 3139 code for a protein of 984 amino acids. The transcript is spliced from 13 exons. NCBI's taxonomy places the organism in Eukaryota, Viridiplantae, Streptophyta, Magnoliopsida, Brassicales, Cleomaceae.
GCUUUCCCCAGGCCGGAGACAGAAACUUCCCAACUUCCGAUCUCCACCAACCACCAAACCCUCGGACGCCUCUAUUUCCCCUCUUACAAAACCUCCAUGGCAGAACAGCUUCGUAACCCCGCCACAUCUCAAACCCCGAUAAGGGAUUUUUCUACCGUUCCUGCGCCGAAUCAGCGAGAAAAAGAUGAUGCAGUCGGGGGCUCCGAUCUGCAGCACGUGCGGCGAGCAGAUAGGUUUGAGAGCUAAUGGCGACUUGUUCAUGGCGUGCCACGAGUGUAAUUUCCCGAUCUGCAGGGCCUGUCUCGAGUACGAGAUCAAGGAAGAACGGCGAAUCUGCUUGCGAUGCGGAAAUCCAUAUGACGAGAACUUGCUGGAUGAAGCUGAAACAAAGACGUCGGGGAACGGAUCCGCCAUAGCCACUCACCUUGAAAACACUCCUCGGUUUCAGGAUUCUGGAAUUCAUGCAAGGCAUGUAAGCACAGUCUCCACAGUUGACAGUGAAUUGAACGAUGAAUACGGGAACCCUAUAUGGAAGAACAGAGUCGAGAGCUGGAAAGACAAGAAGGAGAAGAAGAGCAAGAAGAAAAAGGAUGAAAUGCCAAAGGCUGAUGAAGACGAGGCCCGGAUUCCGCCCCAACAACACAUGGAAGAUAUGCCGAAUGCAGAGGUCACAGAGCCUCUUUCGGUUGUGAUUCCGAUCGAAAGGACGAAGAUUACGUCGUACAGGAUUAUCAUCGUUGUCCGAUUGAUCAUCCUGGCUUUGUUCUUCCACUAUCGUCUCACAAAUCCUGUCAACAGCGCUUUCGGGCUAUGGAUAACGUCUGUGAUAUGCGAAAUCUGGUUUGCUUUCUCUUGGGUAUUGGAUCAGUUUCCUAAAUGGUAUCCGAUCAACAGGGAAACAUAUGUAAACCGCUUAUCUGCAAGGUACGAAAGACCGGGCGAGCCCCCAGAGCUAGCAGCUGUAGACUUCUUUGUUAGUACAGUGGACCCAUUGAAGGAGCCUCCAUUGAUCACAUCAAACACAGUGCUCUCCAUCCUGGCAUUGGACUAUCCGGUGGACAAAGUCUCCUGCUAUGUAUCUGAUGAUGGUGCCGCCAUGCUUUCAUUCGAGUCACUGGUCGAAACAGCCGAUUUCGCCAGGAAAUGGGUACCCUUUUGCAAGAAAUUCGCGAUUGAGCCUCGAGCGCCCGAGUUUUACUUCUCACAGAAGAUCGAUUACUUAAAGGACAAAGUCCAGCCAUCAUUUGUUAAAGAACGUAGAGCCAUGAAAAGAGAUUACGAAGAGUUCAAGAUCAGAAUAAACGCUUUAGUUGCAAAGGCUCAGAAAACACCUGAAGAAGGAUGGACCAUGCAAGAUGGAACGCCGUGGCCAGGAAACAAUACCCGUGAUCACCCCGGGAUGAUUCAGGUUUUCCUCGGGCAUAGUGGGGCACGUGACAUCGAAGGAAAUGAACUUCCGCGGCUUGUAUACGUCUCGAGAGAGAAGAGACCGGGCUAUCAACAUCACAAGAAGGCUGGGGCAGAGAAUGCUUUGGUGAGGGUAUCUGCUGUUCUUACGAAUGCUCCGUUCAUCCUUAACCUCGACUGUGAUCACUACGUCAACAACAGCAAGGCUGCACGUGAAGCAAUGUGCUUUCUGAUGGAUCCAGUUGUCGGUCAGGAUGUCUGCUAUGUCCAGUUCCCUCAGAGGUUUGAUGGAAUUGACAAAAGCGAUCGAUAUGCCAACCGUAACAUAGUUUUCUUCGAUGUUAACAUGAAGGGGCUCGAUGGGAUUCAAGGGCCGAUGUAUGUGGGGACAGGUUGUGUCUUCAGAAGACAGGCACUUUAUGGUUACAGUCCUCCAUCUAAGCCGAGAAGUUUACCAGAAUCUUCCUCGUCUUGCUCAUGGUGUUGCUGCCCGGCCAAGAAGAAACCGACCAAAGAUCUUUCCGAAGUUUACAGAGAUGCGAAGCGAGAAGAACUUGAUGCAGCCAUCUUUAACCUCAGAGACCUCGACAAUUACGAUGAGUACGAGAGGUCGAUGUUGAUAUCUCAGACAAGCUUCGAGAAAACAUUCGGUCUGUCUUCGGUUUUCAUCGAGUCUACUCUGAUGGAGAAUGGAGGUGUCCCUGAAUCCGUAAACCCAUCGACACUCAUCAAAGAGGCGAUUCAUGUCAUUAGCUGUGGAUACGAAGAGAAGACCGAGUGGGGAAAAGAAAUCGGUUGGAUAUACGGAUCAGUCACAGAGGACAUCUUGACGGGUUUCAAGAUGCAUUGUCGGGGAUGGAGGUCUAUAUACUGUAUGCCACUAAGGCCGGCUUUCAAAGGGUCUGCCCCGAUCAAUCUCUCCGAUAGGCUUCAUCAAGUUCUCCGGUGGGCACUUGGUUCCGUGGAGAUUUUCCUUAGCAGACACUGUCCACUCUGGUAUGGAUGUGGAGGAGGCCGCCUCAAAUGGCUCCAGAGACUGGCUUACAUCAAUACCAUUGUCUAUCCCUUCACCUCUCUCCCCCUCAUUGCUUACUGCUCCUUACCUGCCAUUUGCCUUCUCACCGGAAAAUUCAUCAUCCCCACUCUGUCGAACCUGGCAAGCAUGCUCUUCCUCGGCCUUUUCCUCUCCAUCAUCAUCACGAGCGUUCUGGAGUUGCGAUGGAGUGGCGUAAGCAUCGAAGAUUUGUGGAGAAACGAGCAAUUCUGGGUCAUCGGAGGCGUCUCGGCCCAUCUCUUUGCCGUCUUCCAAGGUCUUCUCAAGAUGCUGGCCGGUUUCGACACCAAUUUCACCGUCACGGCCAAAGCAGCCGACGACUUGGAGUUUGGGGAACUCUACAUCGUGAAAUGGACGACACUCUUGAUUCCUCCGACCACGCUUUUGAUCGUGAACAUGGUCGGAGUUGUGGCCGGAUUCUCUGACGCUCUGAACAAAGGGUACGAGGCAUGGGGACCGUUGUUCGGGAAAGUGUUCUUUGCGUUCUGGGUGAUUCUCCAUCUCUAUCCAUUCCUCAAAGGUUUGAUGGGGAGACAGAACAGAACUCCGACCAUUGUCGUGUUAUGGUCUGUUCUGCUUGCUUCUGUGUUUUCCCUUGUCUGGGUUCGGAUCAAUCCCUUCGUUGCCAGACCAGAUUCCGCCACAAUCGCUCAGAACUGCAUUGCCAUCGAUUGCUAAAUCAAGAAUUCGGAUUCAGCGAUUUGCCACUGCACGGAUGGAUCUCUGAUCAAGCUUUUCACACGUUUGCUGUCGUAUUUAGAAACGUAUACUUGAAGAUGUUUUGAAGGAUUUGAGAUUCGAGAAUUGAUAUUUCCUCUUUUCAUGUGGAGA